AUGAACGGUGUAAUUGAAGGGUUUACUGUUAACUCUCACGUGAAUCUUUCAUCAAAUGUGUUUUGUUUAAAACAUUUGAGAACACUCACAUUACAGAAUGCAGGCUUGAAACUGUUACCAGAUAUUAAAAAUUUAAAAGAAUUAACAACAUUAAGAAUAACAUCGAAUAGAGAAAGCGGUGAUAGUUUACCAUCUGAAAUUGGUCAUUUAACAAAAUUAGAAACACUGCAAAUAGUGGACGUACCUGAACUUAAUCACUUACCAGCUGAAAUGGGUCAUUUAACAAAAUUAAAAGAACUGAAUAUAAUUAACCUACCUAACCUUAAUAACGUACCAUCUGAAAUUGGUCAUUUAACAUCGCUGAAAAAUUUAACGUUAACGAAUUUACCUCAUCUCAAGAAUUUACCUUAUCAUGAUGAUGGAAAAUUGAUAUCACUCGUACACUUAGAAGUAACCAAUUGUACUAGUAUUACUCACUUACCAGGAACAAUGGAAAAUUUUCAAUUAUUAGAAAGAUUUACGCUAUCAAAUACAAAUGUAUCUAUAGUUGACAUCAAAAAUUUAAUCAGUUUACAACAAUUUAAGUUACUGUUUAACAAAUUAUUAACAAUAUUAGCAUUAGAAAAGCUACCAAAAUUAAAUACGUUACAAAUUCAGAGUAAUUCAUAUUUACCAUCAAUACAUUUGAGCGAUUUUCCAUCAUUAACUGAUUUAAAAAUCACAUCAAACGCGGAUUUAUUAUCAUUACAUUUAGAAAAGCUGUCAAAUUUAACCGCAUUAGAUCUAUCAUCAAAUUCAAACUUGUCAUCGAUAUGGUGUGAAGAUUUAACAAAACUACAAACAUUCAGCUUAUACUCCACAUCAAAUCUAUCAACAGUAACAUUGACAAAUUUAGCUGUGAGAUCAGUGACUAUAACAAAUUCAAAAUUAUCAUCAAUAUUCUUAUCAAAUUUACAAUAUUUAACUUCAUUAGAUUUAUCUUCUAACCCGCUAUUGACUAGGUCUAUCCUUUUAAAUGAAUUACCCAAUGUACUAACAUUAGAUCUAUCCAACUGUCAGUUUGAUUCAUUUCCCGAAGAGUAUUUAAUAUUGCAAUCAUUAACUACGUUAAAACUGAACAACAAUAAACUAACAUCAUUACCAUUAACUAUUUCAGAUGAUUUAUCAAAUUUAAAAUAUAUAUAUUUAGAAAGAAAUCAAUUUACACAUUUACCUCAACCACCAUUAGUUCAUGUUAAAGAGUUAUACAUGACAGAUAAUUUAUUGACAAAUUUGAAUGGUAUUAGUGGUUAUAAAUCAUUAGAAAAAUUGGUUUUAAAUUAUAAUCUCAUUGGAUCAAUACCAGUUGAAAUAGUUGGAAUAUCAAACACAUUAAUGUCUUUAACAAUGACUAAUAAUCCAUUAAAACAUGUUGCAAAUCAAUUUGCUAAUAUGAGACGUAUGCAACUUCUUGACGCAAGGUACAACAACUUUACGGACUAUGAGAAAAAUAUAGUAACGAAUCUACUUGGACCUACUCCAAUACGUUAUGAUUUUAGUUGGAGAUUGUAA
Molecule: messenger RNA, 1551 nt
Organism: Didymodactylos carnosus
Lineage: Eukaryota; Metazoa; Rotifera; Eurotatoria; Philodinida; Philodinidae
Source: the annotation of a GenBank genome assembly